Cyclocybe aegerita is the source of this 1029-nucleotide messenger RNA. The record is from the annotation of a GenBank genome assembly. Lineage: Eukaryota; Fungi; Basidiomycota; Agaricomycetes; Agaricales; Hemipholiotaceae.
AUGCUCCAGAAAAUCACAAACACUGUUGAUCUUUAUCAAGAUCAAGCUGAUCUGGCCAAUCUUGCAUCUCUCUGCUCUACUGGCCUGUCAGAAGCAUGGGAUAGGCGCCCAUAUCUCGAUGAGCUCAUUGCAAAAGCGAGGAUUGAACCUUUAACGGUACUGGCUGCAACUGAUGGCUCUGUCCCUCAGUCCAACCAGUAUCAGGCAGCUUUGGCCACCAUCAUCUACAAGGGACAUUGUGAGCUCGAAAGGACUCGCUAUGUCUCUGGCAGGGUAACCGCCCCUGAUGCGGAACUCAAUGCCAUCUCAUGUGCAGUGCGCCUUGCUGUCAAGCAGGCAAACUGCCAACAUAUUAUGGUCUUUACUGACUCUAUGGGCUCAGCCCACAGAGCGGUGGACCCUUCCAUACACUCUGGCCAGGCUUUCAGUCUGUCAGUCUGUCGCGCUCUCCAAGAGUGGUUCAAGGCGGAUGAUCUCCGCCGCAUCACCUUCGUUUACAUUCCAUCUGCAUUGCAGUGGGAUAUCCAUGGUGAGGCACACAAGUAUGUCACCGAACUCAAAGUUAGGGUUGGACGCCGCAAGACGGACAACUCUAUAGACACGCUAUGCUCCAAAGCUGCGCACUCAGUCCUGGAUUCGUGGAGUUCCACUUUCCAGGAUCCAACCUACCAGGGCUCUGAAUUCUUAGAGCUUCAAUGGCCUGACAGGCAGCCAAUUCAGCCAUCGUACCUCAAUGGGGGACCUUGGCUUUCAACCUUCGGACACAGUAUCACUGAGUUCGCUUGUGUCUGCCAGUGUAUAACUGGCCACACACCCAUUAGAGCGUAUUACCGUCGCUUCAAGAUUAAUGAGCCUCAUGGCUGCACUUGCGGGGCUGCUUUGCAGUCUCGCCAGCAUGUCCUCUUUUGCUGCCGUGAUAGAUAUUCUGUACACUAUCCCCAUCCCCGUUUCCUCAGGGAUAUUGCAUCAUUUCUGAAGCACAACCCUACAGCAUUUGGCUUCAACUGGGACCCCUCAGGUGUCGGAUAA